CUAAGUACAUGAAUGAGCACUGAGCGGAGGCAGGCCAGCGGCAGAGCGAGCAGUGUACCGUACCCUAUUACUCUUGAUUCUGGAAUUACAAGUUUUGUUCGGCCAAGAAGAAAACCAAGAAACCAAAACUAAGCAUUACGUAUAUAUGCUACUAUCUCUCUCUGUAUCUCAACUGCUCAAGAGUCGAGUCACAAGUCACAAACUCUCACCUUACUGAUUGAGUAGAUUGAUUCGUUCUUCAAUUCCUGUCCCAUCAGCUGUUCCGUUAGGGAUUGUUGUUGUUCGUUGUAGAAUUUAAAAAAGAAAAAGGGAGAAUGAAGAAGCUCCGAUGGGCAAUGGACGGGGACUUUUGGGAACUGGACGCCUCCACUCCCCGGACCCUUGAAGGAAGCGCUCGUGCAGUCCCGGGAAAGGCUCUACCGCUGGGUGUGUCAAGGGGCACCAGACUUUCCAGGCCCAAGCAGAUCGACUUCAUGCAACGCUUCAUGGCCGCCCCUUUUGUUCCCUCCUUCUCCAAUCACCUUGGCCUCACUCUUCAGCGAGUCGUCACCAUUCCUUUUAAUGACAAUUGGUUUUCUAUUUUGCUUGCCCAGUUCAACCUGCGCAAGUUUGUGUCUUCCUUACGGGGAAGUGGUGGAGCUGACCUCAAAUCCAUCGGGAGGCUUCUUCGUGACAAGUCCUUGUAUGCUCUUGGCUUCUCUUCUGAGCUCUUAUUAACCCCUGAUGACACUCUGCUUCUUUCCUCUGAUUUCUAUUAUGCUCACGCCACCACUCCCAGAAAGAAAGCAGUUUUCCAUCAUAAGUUCCCGCAUCAUAAUUUGAUGCUGGAAGUAGUUUGGCCUGCUCUCUUUCUGGACAAAAACAAUGCUAAUUACUGGGAUAUCCCCUUCUCCAUGGCACUUGAUUGGGCUUCUCUUCCUUCUGAUUCUGGUCCAAGUUAUCAUCUGUGCUUGCACCAUAAUCAUGGGUCACCAAAGCAAUUUGAAGGUGAUGAUCACAUGGCUCAAGUCCCUGCUUCUCUACUGCCUGGUUUUUCUGUCAAAGGUGCCUUUUCUUACAAGAAGAAUGUUGACAUUUGGAGAAGUAAAGCUCAAAAACUGAAGAUGGUUCAACCUUAUGAUAUAUUCCUUUCAGAUCCCCAUGUUUCAGCAUCAGGAAUCAUCGGCAUUGCUUUGACUGCGGCUUUUGGGGAAAAUUCAGUCACAUCAUGUGAAGAUACUGAAGAAAUUAAAUACUUCUCAUUUCAUAAUCCAACUCUAAAAUCUACCCUUCUAGGGGAUAUAUUUGCAUCUAUCUCAUUUACAGCACAGCAUGGGAAAUUCCAACGGCUAUUUUCUGAUCUUACAAGAUUUCAUGCUCGCCUUGAUUUUCCUUCUGGUUCAAAAUUUCUUUCAGGUGCCACACAAUUAGUUCAAGAUAUUUUGAAUUCCCACCAGCCUAGUUUAGAGGCAGUUAAAAUGAUCUGCCCCACUACCACCCUUUCUCUUCAGCAGCAGAUUGCUGGGCCUUUCAGUUUUAGAGUUGAUUCUGGAUUUGCAAUUGAUUUCAAGAACAAAGGUUGGCACAUACAUACAGAUGAACCAGUAUUUGCCAUUGAAUAUGCAUUGCAGGUCCUUGGUUCGGCUAAGGCUGUUGCUUGGUAUUCCCCAAAGCAUCAAGAGUUUAUGGUAGAGCUGCGUUUUUUUGAGACAUAAACCUUGUCCCCCUUGUAUGUUUAGAAACUCCAAUGUUGUAUCUUCUAGUUCCUUUAUUCAUUGAGGGAUGUUUCUCACUAUUUCAGAUGCUGUUCCUUUGGAUGGUUAUUUAAGAAAUAAAGCUAUUCAAGUAC
Molecule: messenger RNA, 1828 nt
Organism: Theobroma cacao (cacao)
Lineage: Eukaryota; Viridiplantae; Streptophyta; Magnoliopsida; Malvales; Malvaceae
Gene: PDE320
Product: pigment defective 320
Biological process (GO): ER to chloroplast lipid transport; acylglycerol transport
Cellular component (GO): chloroplast envelope
Molecular function (GO): phosphatidic acid binding
Source: RefSeq, a predicted model, not a curated record